UUCAUCUCCAAUAUCCUAAGUCUUAUGAAGAAAAGGGUUUCAACAAAUUAUCAUCCUUCCAUGAUCAUCAUUCAAUGAGAACCACAGAAAUAAACAUAUUUCUGAGGCCACAGGACUCACUUUAGCCAAUGUUUAGCACCUAUAGCACCCCAUAUUGUGACCAUGUGUUUCUGUUUUCUGCUUCUGUGGUCAGCACUGAAUCAAGAGUGGUGGGUGCUUAGGUGUGGCUAAAGUCUAACUCAAGCAUCAGAUCUUGAUCAGACAGUGAGGCAAGGGUGAGAUCAUCUCAGACGAAAAAGCCCCCACACACCAGAAGAGAACACUGGGAGUUUAAAGACCAGGACGACACAACAACAUCUUUGACCAGAGAGGCCUUCCUGGGAAGAUGAAGCCACUCCUGCUCCUGUUGGUCUUUCUUCUGUGCCCAAGGGCAGAGGCAGGCAAAAUCAUUGGGGGCCAGGAAGCUGUGCCUCAUUCUCAUCCCCACAUGGCAUUUCUUCGUAUCCAGACUCUAAACACAACAGAACGAUGUGGGGGUUUCCUUGUAUGUGAGGACUUUGUUGUAAAUGCAGCCCACUGCUGGGGAAGUUCCAUCAAUGUCACCCUGUGGGCCCACAAUAUCAAAGAGAAAGAGAGGUCCCAGCAGAUCAUCCCUGUAAAAAAAGCCUUCCCCCACCCAGAUUACAACAGCAACUAUUCCAAUGACAUCAUGUUACUGCAGUUGGAAAAUAAGGCCAAGCUGACUGCUGAGGUGAGCCUCCUCAAGUUACCCUCAGAAAAUUCCCAGGUUACACCAGGGAUGGUGUGCACUGUGGCCAGUUGGGGACGCAUUGGCCAAAACAUAUCCACAACGAAACUGCAUGAGGUACAGCUUGAAAUCCAAAAGGACAAGGAAUGUCUCUCUCAUUUCAAAGAACCAUACAACUCCACCAUCCAGAUUUGUGUGGGGAACCCAAAAGAGAAGAAGGCUUCCUUUAAGGAAAACUCAGGAAGUCCCUUUGUGUGUAAAAAUGUGGCCCAGGGCAUUGUGUCCUUUGGGCAAAAGGAGGGGACACCUCCAAGUGUCUACACGGGAUCUCAAGCUUUCAGCGCUGGAUGGAAAAAACAAUGA
Molecule: messenger RNA, 1111 nt
Organism: Marmota monax (woodchuck)
Lineage: Eukaryota; Metazoa; Chordata; Mammalia; Rodentia; Sciuridae
Product: granzyme B-like
Exons: 5
Coding region: 386-1111 (241 amino acids)
Biological process (GO): proteolysis
Cellular component (GO): cytoplasm; intracellular membrane-bounded organelle
Molecular function (GO): serine-type endopeptidase activity
Source: RefSeq, a predicted model, not a curated record